Cloeon dipterum is the source of this 848-nucleotide messenger RNA. Its product is annotated as protein Mpv17-like. Gene Ontology annotation, biological process: cellular response to reactive oxygen species. NCBI's taxonomy places the organism in Eukaryota, Metazoa, Arthropoda, Insecta, Ephemeroptera, Baetidae. Gene Ontology annotation, cellular component: cytoplasm; mitochondrion; membrane. Bases 196 to 747 code for a protein of 183 amino acids. The record is from RefSeq and is a predicted model, not a curated record. The transcript has 4 exons.
CUGAGCGUCGAGGCCGCGGGUGUUGUUUGCCGGCGACAGGUCAGAAGGCAGAGAUCGUGAUCGCGGCGGUGUACCUUGUUAUGGUACAUUUCAUAUCACUCGGAUGUUGAUAAAUUAAAACGUGAUAGUUCGAAAUUAAAAUUUUGGUUUUUCUGUAUUCUAAUAUUUCGCAAAACCCACAAAUCAGCUGCUGUCAUGCUUCGCGCGUAUAGGAAAAUCUUAGAAAAACACCCUAUCGUCACUCAAGCCGUGCAGACAGGCUUUUUGAUGGGGGCUGGAGACGUGAUAGCUCAGGUCACCCUGGACAAAAAGACACUGCUGGCCAUCGACGUGCGCAGAACUGGCACCUUCACAGCAAUAGGAUUUUUCUACUUGGGUCCGAGCUUGAGGCUGUGGUACGGAACUCUGCAGAGCCUGUUUGGCACCGGAGGACAGCCGAAAGUGGCCCUGAAAAAGGUCGUCCUGGACCAAGUAUUGUUCGCGCCGGCAGUUCUCGCCUCCAUCCUCACUAUUGUGCCACUUGCCAACGGACAGAGUUUGAACGAGGCCAAAGAGAAGUUGGGCAAGGAGUACUGGCCCGUCUUGAAAGCCAACUACCAAAUCUGGCCUUGGGUGCAAAUUGCCAACUUCUACUGGGUGCCCCUUCAGUACCAGGUGCUUGUGGUGCAAGUCGUAGCCCUCUUCUGGAAUGUGUUUGUCUCCUGGAAAGCAAACUCACCCAUGACUGUUGAUACCAAAGAAAAAUAGUUAAAAUAUUUUAGAUCUGAAAAUUAUCAGCAAAUUCCUAAUAACACUCCUGGUGGAGUAAAAAAACCAAAUAAAUAUUUGAAAUGCAUAUCAAUGCGUGA